UUGGGUGAUCAAGGGUUCAAUUCUUCUUGUUAUUUUGCAGAACGCCUGCUCAUUCACGAAGGAGAAGGUUCGUUGUUGUCCGUGUUGAAGCGGCGGAAAUGGGCGGUUUCUUUGUUUGCUAAUCCGGAGCGUUUAGCAAAAGGAAUCAGUAUUUUUUCAAUCAGAGUUACUCUCAGCGCUGAUGGUCUCAGUCACAUUGAGGAAGUGAUCAGCCUGGUAUUCAACUACAUUGGGCUAUUUAGACGUAGUGGAGUAAUCGCCUGGUUCCACGAAGAACUUCGGAAAAUAAGCGAAAUUGAAUUUCGCUUCAUGGAGAAAGACGAUCCAUUAAAAGCUGCAAAAACACUUUCCUCUUCUUUGCAACGUAUUCCUUUCCAAGACGUCCUUUCGUGUAACGUUCUGACGGAGUGCAAACCUGAUCGAAUUAUGAACGUUUUCAAGAUGUUGUCUCCUAAGCAAAUGUUCUACAUUGUAACUGCUAGGAAGUUCAGUGGUCAGGAGGGCAAUAUUCAUGAACCAAUCUAUGGAACGGAAAUGCGGGUCAUAGAUAUAGAUGAGGUGGGUGUUUGCGUAGGUAAUGCAUUCACGAAAUGUUAG
This is a messenger RNA of Cooperia oncophora, 597 nucleotides long. The record is from the annotation of a GenBank genome assembly. NCBI's taxonomy places the organism in Eukaryota, Metazoa, Nematoda, Chromadorea, Rhabditida, Trichostrongylidae.